GCCGCCCGUGCUCCGCGAAGAACGCCAGACACGGCCAGCGGCGGGAAGCACGCACGUCGCCUUGGCAACGGAGUCCGGAAGCAUCAUCGAGACGCGCCCCACGGUGCAGAGCGGCCCCCCCCCCCCCCCACAGGCGAGACGCGGAGGCUAGAGAGGCGCGUCGGGCCGAUUGUCACGUGCCCGGCCGCGCGAGGGCGGGACUUCCGGAGAUCAAAGCUGACAUCAAGUUCAAGAGCGCAGGGCCCGGUCAGAAACUCACAGACUCCGUGGGAGAGAAGGCCCCCAAAGAAAAGUCCCAACAACCAGCCCUCCGGCAGCCCCGCCAGGGACCUACUGAUGAAGCACAGAUGGCAGCUGCGGCAGCCCUGGCGCGACUGGAGCAGAAGCAGCCCAGGUCCCGGGGUCCCACGUCACAGGAUUCCAUCAGGAACCAGGUGAGAAAGGAGCUCCAAGCCGAGGCAACCAGCAGCAGCAGCAGCCCGGAUGCUUCUGGGACCAAGACGGUGCCUGAGGCCAAAGAGGAAGGCUCAGGCCCCUUGGCGGUGACCGGUGUGUACUUCACCUGUCCACUCACGGGGGCCACCCUGAGGAGGGACCAGCGGGACACUGGCAUCAAAGAGGCCAUUAUGUCGCACUUCACCAAGGACCCUGUGGCUGCCUCCAUCAUGAAGAUACACACAUUCAACAGAGACCGCGACCGGGUGAAGCUGGGUGUGGACACCAUCGCCAAGUACUUGGACAACAUCCAUCUGCACCCUGAGGAAGAAAAGUACCGGAAGAUCAAGCUGCAGAACAAGGUGUUCCAGGAGCGCAUCAACUGCCUGGAGGGGACACACGAGUUCCUGGAGGCCAUCGGGUUCCAGCGGGUGUUGCUGCCCGUCCCAGACCAGGAGGCCCCGGAGGAGUUCUACGUGCUGAGCGAGGCGGCGCUGGCGCAGCCCGAGAGCCUGGAGCGCCUCAAGGAGCGGCUGGUGGGCGCAGAGCCGGUGCGGGCGCAGCUGGACCGCCAGCGCCGCGUCUUCCGGCCCUCGGCCCGGGCCGCGCAGUUCGACCUCCCCACAGACUUCUUCAACCUCUCCAUUGAGGAGCUCAAGCGCGAGCAGAGGCUCAGGUCGGAGGCGGUGGAACGGCUGAGCGUGCUGCGGACUAAGGCCAUGCGGGAGAAGGAGGAGCAGCGGGAGCUGCGCAAGUACACCUACACGCUGCUGCGCGUGCGCCUGCCUGACGGCUGCCUCCUGCAGGGCACCUUCUAUGCCCGGGAGCGGAUGUCGGCGCUGUACCAGUUCGUGCGCGAGUCCUUGCAGAGCGACUGGCUGCCCUUUGAGCUGGUGGCAUCCGGAGGGCACAAGUUGGUGGAAGGCGAGAACCUGGCCUUCAAUGAGUGCGGGCUGGUGCCCUCUGCCCUCCUGACUUUCUCCUGGGAUGCCGCUGUGCUGGAGGACAUCAGGGCUGCAGGGACUGAGCUGGACUCCUUGGUGUUGAAACCGGAGCUCCUGGAGGCCAUGGAGAAACUCUCCUGAAAUAAAAGCAGGGUUGGCUCGGCCUGCGGCUCUGUCUCAUGCUCUCCCCAUCCCUGCCCCUCCCUGGAGCUGCCCUGCUGCCUCGCUCCAGAUCCCCUGGCCAUAGGAGGGUGCUGGUGGUCCGUCCCAGAGACUCUGUCCCAGGGGUGCCCUGGACAUGCACCGGAGCUCACUAGGGACAUCACUGUGUCCAAGCCCAGCCGCUGCCCUGUGGAGCCUAGGGUACACAGAGGUGGGCCUUGUGGAUCUUCAGCUUGAGGACAGGGCCCACAAGCUGUGGACAGAAGCAGCACCUAAGAUGUGUAAUUUCUAAAUUAUGAACAUAAAUAAAAUAGGAUAUUUAAAUAUA
Perognathus longimembris pacificus (Pacific pocket mouse) is the source of this 1869-nucleotide messenger RNA. It is a transcript of the gene Ubxn6, whose product is annotated as UBX domain protein 6. Bases 348 to 1520 code for a protein of 390 amino acids. Gene Ontology annotation, cellular component: cytoplasm. Gene Ontology annotation, molecular function: protein binding. The transcript is spliced from 12 exons. The record is from RefSeq and is a predicted model, not a curated record. NCBI's taxonomy places the organism in Eukaryota, Metazoa, Chordata, Mammalia, Rodentia, Heteromyidae.